Messenger RNA from Echinococcus granulosus, 1704 nucleotides. Its product is annotated as Glutaminyl-tRNA synthetase. NCBI's taxonomy places the organism in Eukaryota, Metazoa, Platyhelminthes, Cestoda, Cyclophyllidea, Taeniidae. Gene Ontology annotation, cellular component: cytoplasm; cytosol; aminoacyl-tRNA synthetase multienzyme complex. Gene Ontology annotation, biological process: glutaminyl-tRNA aminoacylation; translation. Bases 1 to 1704 code for a protein of 567 amino acids. Gene Ontology annotation, molecular function: glutamine-tRNA ligase activity; ATP binding. The record is from RefSeq and is a predicted model, not a curated record. The transcript is spliced from 9 exons.
AUGAUGAAGGAUCCUUCCCCUCUUAUUGUUGGCGAUCCUGCCAAGUUUCAUAAACCUGGAGAAAAUUACAAAACGGAUGGCUAUGUUGUGACCAAUCGUACUCAGGUCCUGCUUAAAGAGCAUUUGGCCAAAACAGGUGGUCAUGUUGUGACCCGUUUUCCACCAGAGCCUAACGGUAUUCUUCAUAUUGGUCAUGCCAAAGCAAUUAACUUUAAUUUUGGCUAUGCUAGAAAAACUGGUGGUUUUUGCUAUUUGAGAUAUGAUGAUACCAACCCUGAGAAUGAAGAGGCUCGUUUCUUUGACGCUAUUCUUGAUAUGGUCCGUUGGUUGGGAUUUGAACCAUACAAGGUCACCUACGCAUCUGACAAUUUUCAACAACUUUAUGAGUGGGCACUGAAAUUGAUCGAUUUGGAUCUCUGCUAUGUGUGUCACCAGCGUCCUGAGGAAUUAAAGGGUUUUGAUCCUCCCCCAUCUCCUUGGCGCAAUCGACCGAUUGAGGAAUCAAAAAGGUUGUUUAUGGAUAUGAAAAAUGGAAAGUUGGAAGAAGAAGCGGCCACUCUUCGGAUGAAGUUAACGCUGGAGGAUGGCAAGCAAGAUCCGGUGGCUUAUCGCAUAAAAAUGCGUCCUCAUCAUCGAACAAAAAAUGAAUGGUGCAUUUAUCCUACCUACGACUACACUCACUGUCUUUGCGAUUCGAUUGAAAAUAUUACACAUUCUCUGUGUACAAAGGAAUUCCAGUCUCGACGUUCUUCCUACUACUGGUUGUGCAAUGCCCUAGACAUCUACUGCCCCGUGCAGUGGGAGUAUGGUCGAUUGAACUUCAACUAUACGGUAGUUUCGAAGCGAAAGAUUCUGAAGUUGGUUGCCGCGGGCGUGGUGGCGGAUUGGGACGAUCCGCGCCUAUUCACGCUUACCGCGCUGCGGCGCCGUGGCUUCCCCCCCGAAGCUAUAAACAACUUCUGCGAGAUCAUCGGUAUCACCGUGAGCCAGACCGUAUUGGACCCCUCCGCCCUCGAGGCCUGUGUUCGCGACUACCUCAAUAAACACGCCCCUCGCCGGAUGUGUGUGGAAGAACCCCUAAAUCUGGUCAUCAGCAACUGGAAAGAACUCUAUGGUGACAAUGAAGUAGUCGAAGUGACUGCACCUGACUUCCCCGCGGAGGAAAACAGCACCAUGCGUCAGGUGAUCCUCGCGCCCGAAUUGUUUAUUGAGCAGUCCGAUUUCAUGCCUGAGACGAAGCCUGGGUUCCGUCGGCUAACGCUAACCCAAACGGUCGGCAUCCGUUAUGCUGGUCUCGUUCUCUCCGUCAAUGAGAUCCACAGGGAUGCUAAUGAUAAAAUAUCAAGCAUUUCUGUCAUCGCGACUCCAGUUUCUACGGAAAACAAACCAAAGGCGUUUAUUCAUUGGGUUUCGAAUCCACUAAAAUGUGAACUUCGCCUCUACAGCCAAUUAUUCAAGGAAAAGAACCCCGAGGAUUGUCCUGGGGGAUUCAUGGCUGCUCUCAAUCCGAAAUCGUUGACCGUGGUCUCUGACGCAUUAAUUGAACAAUCAGUGAAGGAUGUCAAGGUGUACGACCGCUUCCAAUUCGAGCGCAUUGGCUUCUUCACAGUUGAUCAAGACAGCGAACCUGGCAAGCUGAUUUUCAAUCGCACGGUAACCCUGAAGGAGGAUCCGGGCAAGUCGGCCUACCAGGUGAAGGACUGA